AAGAUCAAAAUUCAAGACCAAAACAUAAACAACGAGAAAGGCGAGAGACCACUUCAACCUGCGUCUUCCUGAAGAGGUGUGGACAACUACCCCGCCUGUGAUCACCUCACAGGCCUCCACCAGGGCUCAUAGGAUCUGCGGGAUAGUCGAAGCCCGAAAACAACAACAACACCUCUGGAGAGUGGAGGGCUUCCGGUUGCAAUAUCAUCCUCCCCUGUCAUUCUGAGCCACCGCAAGAAUCGCAAUCUAUGGCCUGGUGGUGGUCAGCCACUACUCAGUCACAAGCCAAACACUUCACCCUGUCAGUCAGCCUUGUGUGGUGUGAGAUGCCAUUUCAAGUAGCAGGGGCAGCUGAGGUCUUAAGGGCAACACAGAAAGAUGAAAAUUUCCUGGAUUAUUUGAAGAGUUGCAUCUCAGAAAUUGUACAAAGAACAGCUGGUACAAGAGUAUGGCUUGAUAUUCACAAAAAUGCAGAAGUCAUAUGUGAACUUGUCUACUAUGGCCUCACCACCCUGUGUGUCCGCCAGACUCUGGGAGAAGAGUACACUGGUAUUUUACAGGUGGAUUCAAGUAGAAGGAAAUUGCCGAGUUUAUUGCAACGGGUAACUAUGGUGGUGCUGCAGUGCUUCGGGCCAGAGAUUAUUAGAAGAUUGCUAACAAAAUUUGAAGAGUCAAUCAAAACUGGGAGUCUCUCAACUUAUCUCCGCCCAGAACUCAAGAACAUCCUACUAAAGCAAAUACCAGUACUUAGAUACUCUAUCACUAUACUACAUCGCAUUCACCUGGCAACAUUUUACUUGAAUGGAUCCUUUUAUCACAUAUCUAAGAGGAUUACUGGGAUAAAUUAUGUGUUGACCCGGGAGUGGCUUGGCGACAGCUCUGCUGGCAAGUCAUUCAGGAUUCUGGGAAUAGUCUUGCUGGCACACAUCCUUCUGACAGUGUCGUAUUCAUCUUACUCGUACUUCUUCACCAAGUCAGCACAGGAAAGCACUCCACCCUCAGCAAAGUGCUACGUGGAGCACUGGAAGCAGUGCUCUCUGUGCCUGGAUGAACGCAGGCACUCCUCCAUCACUCCAUGUGGACAUUUGUUUUGUUGGCAGUGUAUUCAUGAGUGUCUGCAGAGUAACCAGAGUUGUCCAAUCUGCAGACAUCCAUCAUUACCUUCUCAAGUUGUUCCUCUUCUCAAUUAUGAUUAGAUGAGAAAAUUUGAUCACAGGUCAUGAGUAUUUCCAUGCUGAAUUAAGUAUUAAGAAAUUCUUGUAAUUUUAUAGCUGUGUAGAUAGAUUUAUACUGUAUAGUGAUGAGGUAUACUGGAUUAUAGCAAGAAAAGCUGGAAGUUUGGAUGGUUGUGCUAUAGAAUGUUUAUUAAGGAUUGAGUGUUGUUGAGUGGUUAGUCCAUCUAUCUACAUAUGCCAGUGCUUGGUUGACAUUAAUGACUUGGUUACUGAUUGUAUUCCAUUCAUCUGCCAUUAUUUGUGAACCAAUCUUUUUCUAUCUUUUCUUCAGCUUUGGUUUUUCAAGCUUUUCUUUCAUCCUGAUCUUGAGGGAUUUUACUUAUGUCAUUAAUGAUGUAAGCCCUCCACCAAAGACUGCAAUCAGGUCUCCUCUUAACCUUUACCUCUAUAAGGAAUGUGAAGUUUACAAUGAACACAACAAGAAAGAUGUGCCAAGGAAUGAAUACAUUAUUUAGGUGUAGAUGACCCACUAUUGUCAAAGAUCCAUGUCAUCCAUAGGGAUAAUUUGGACUCAAUGCAAAGACAAAAUUGUACAAGCUAAGAAUACUUUUUUGGUGUGCUUAGAAGUGGUUGAAAUAUGCUCAAUCCCAAAUUGUUUCAAAAACUAUAUAUAGAGAGGUGGAUCAUGUAAGAACUGAACAAAGUGCCAAGGAUAAGUUUUUAAAGAGUGUUAGAUGAGUGAGCAGACCAGGCAGUGUUGUGAUUGUUUGGCCAUGUGAUUGUUAUACUGUACCAAGAUCAGUUAAUGAAGAUAACUGGGUCUGGUGUGAGAAUUAUACAUGUGCAAGAGGAAUAUUUGAUAAGCAAGAAAGAGUUGGUGCAUGUGAUGGAUGAAUCGGAGGAUUGUAAAUGGCAUGCAGCAUCUUAAGCCUGUACAGGAGUUCAUCUGCAUGUGGUCCAAUCUGCUGGUAAAGUCAAGUACAUGGAAGUGAUGUGUUUGUCACAGUAACACAGUGAUGAGCCAAGCCUUAUGUCAUGCCCUGAUGGGAAGAUUGCAUGUUACUCUAUACAAAUUACUCUCAUGCAGUGUAGAGCAGUGUGGACAUUGGAUAGUGAAGCUAAGAGAAAUGCCAAUGAAUGUGAAUGUCUUGUCUCAGAGUAGCCAGUAGUGUUUAAGAAGGGAAUAUAUUUUUAUGAUAUAUACAUAAUUGUGUACAUAUGGAUGGAACACUUUUAUAUAUAUAUAUAUAUAUAUAUAUAUAUAUAUAUAUAUAUAUAUAUAUAUAUAUAUAUAUAUAUAUAUAUAUAUAUAUAUAUGGAUGGAAGGUAGUCACAAUUAUAUGUGAGUGUAAAUGAUAUAUGAUUGUCAAAAUUACAUAUAGGUGUAAGAGUUUUGUGAUAAGGCAGUGCAGGUAACAAAAUCUACUGCAGCAGAGAAGAGUAAUGCAUUGUGGGAUUCAUUUUGCCAAACAUUGGUUUUGUAGUGCUGAUUUUAUCUGACUUGCCAACUACCACACUAGGAAAAAAAAAGUUGCAGUGGCACAUGACAAGUCAGUUGUUACCAAACACAUGAUAACCACCAGCCUUUUCUAGUCACUGAUGGAUGCUGAGCAUGUGAAGUCUUAUUGAGGAUGACACGGUUAACAUGUCAGAGAACAUUAUAACACUCAUGUUAUGUUAGGUUAGGCAUCAUCACAAUCAUAGCACCACUUGCUGAAACAAUAUUCAUUACCAAUCUGUAAGUACUGCUCUCUCUCUCUCUCUCUCUCUCUCUCUCUCUCUCUCUCUCUCUCUCUCUCUCUCUCUCUCUCUCUCUCUCUCUCUCUCUCUCUCUCUCUCUCUCUCUCUCUCUCUCUCUCUCCAUGGUUACAUUAUUAUGCAGAGCAGUGCACUUUCUAGUUGACAAUGCUUUUCCUAGUGAAAUCUGGACCAGGGUAAACUCUAGUCUUAAAGCAUUGUAUGUUAUGUUGGGUGUGAUAACAAGUAUACAACCACCCAUGCCUUGCUGAAACAGUAUUCAUUAGGAUUACUAAUAUGUAUGUACAGCAUCUUCUAAAGAGGAAGUAUGAAAGGCUUAUUCCACAUGAAAGAAAUAUAUACGAAGAAAGUAGAAAUAA
This is a messenger RNA of Portunus trituberculatus (swimming crab), 3292 nucleotides long. RefSeq names its product peroxisome biogenesis factor 10-like (gene Pex10). Gene Ontology annotation, cellular component: peroxisomal membrane. Bases 249 to 1196 code for a protein of 315 amino acids. The transcript has 7 exons. The record is from RefSeq and is a predicted model, not a curated record. Gene Ontology annotation, molecular function: zinc ion binding. Gene Ontology annotation, biological process: protein import into peroxisome matrix. NCBI's taxonomy places the organism in Eukaryota, Metazoa, Arthropoda, Malacostraca, Decapoda, Portunidae.